This is a messenger RNA of Brachypodium distachyon (stiff brome), 2426 nucleotides long. RefSeq names its product death-associated protein kinase related. The record is from RefSeq and is a predicted model, not a curated record. The coding region runs from base 441 to 2252 and encodes 603 amino acids. Lineage: Eukaryota; Viridiplantae; Streptophyta; Magnoliopsida; Poales; Poaceae. The transcript is spliced from 3 exons.
GCAAAACGGUUACAACUAUCACCACGAGACUCUUCUUUUUCUUUCAUCGGCGACCUCCCCUCCCUCGUCCCUGGCCCAUCUCGCUGCCGAGCGCCCCAACCCCGUCGCUCCGUCGCUCGUCUUCCUCCUCGAGCGAGCGCCGCCACCCCUCCCUCCCCGUCCCGAUGCCGAGCGCCCCAGCCCCGUAGCUCGUCUCCCUCCUCGAUCUAGCGCCGCCACCCCGCCCUCCCCAUCCCACUGCCGAGCGCCCCAGCGCCCCCGCUCCGUCGCUCGUCUUCCUCGUCGCGCAAGCGCCCGCCACCUGGUUGAUCUCUCGGAUUCUCUCGUUCCCGGCCGUUUCUCCUCCCAUCACCUCAUGAAUGAAUUACGCCCUUUAGCCCCCCGUUUCAUCUCCUUAAUCACCCCCAAUUCGUAACGGUCCUCCGCCCGUGGAAACUUCCAUGGAAGCAGCGCAUUCAAGUUCUUGGAAAUCGGUCGGUGGCGUUCAUGAUUCUUUUUCCUCUCGAUCUUCCCCUGAAAUUGAAGAGCGGGCGCCGGAUGAGACGGGGAUGGAGCAGGUUUUGUCGGAUCUACAGGCGUUGAAGGGGCUCUACGGGCUGCUUCACAGGGGGCAGGCAAACGAAAAUUUAGAUGAGGCAUCGAGAGCUCUUCUGAUGAGGAUGCUAGAUAACGCCACCCAGCAGGCUCUUCUAAGACAAGCAAAGAUGCUGUCAGGCCCGUUGAUGUCUCCUGCUCUGGAGCGGAAGCUCUCCAUCCAGCCAGGCGGUCGCCGGACAAGUGGCGCCGACGCCGGGCCACGCCUAAUGCCCGUCCCGUCGCCAAGCCUCAGCAUCCGCGCCAGCGAGACGUCCCGCCUUCUCAUGCCGCAGAGCUCGGUGCGAAGCCGAUACGGCCACAUGCUUCCGCAGAGCUCCGUGAGAAGCCGGGACAGCCGCCGCGUCUACGACGACCAUCAUCACCUCGCCCGCGUCGCCUCGAACCGCUCCUCAAGAACCCCCCCAAUCGCAAUGCCGCGACAGCAAAGAGAUCCUGUGCAGCGCCUCGCUCCGCUUGCCGACCUGAGCGACAAGGAUCACAGGCUGCGCAUGGGUUCUGGCCGCGGGGAUCGGUCGUCUUCGCUGGAGCGCAGCAGCAGGCACCACGAGAGCUCCGUGUCCCGCUCCCGCGCGCCAUCGGCUCUCGGGAUGGCACGGCGCCACGGCUCCUCGACGCAUCGCUUCAGGAAGUUGGAGGACUCUGGGUUGUUGUCUGUGGGCGUCAUGUCGCGCCGUGGCUCUGUGCGCGGCACGAGGCAGUCGUCUUCGUCGUCAAGCGAGGAGGACGACCGGGCGGCUGUCACGACACGCAGCCGCAUCCGGCCCAACGACGAGCGCACGGAGCGCCGCGGGUUACUCCGAGACGAAGAAUCCGAAGAAGAACCCAGCCUGCCAUGGCGACGGAGGAAGGAAGGUAGCGUCAGCCUUGGCCAGUCGAGCCGCAACCGACCGCGGCGGACGCUGGAACGGAUCGACUCCGGCAGCACGUACAACAGCAGCAGCAGCGUGAUCAGAAGAAGCUCAUCAGGCGCCACGAGCCCCACUCCGUCGCCGUCGACGUCGGCUGCUCUAUCUCCCUGUUCCUCCUCGUCAUCGUCAUUGGUGUCGGUAUCGCCGCGGGUGUCGGAUCACGGGUUUUCGGCGUCGAGCUUGUCGAAGAGCCGCCGCCGUCGGGAGCGGCAGGAGAGGCGGGAAGGGCGGCUGAGGACGUUCAAGGACAAGAUCGCCAUGGUGUUCCACCACCGCCACGACCACCAUCACCACCACCACAUCGAGAACCACCGGCGGCCGGGCAGCAAGGAAGUCGAGGGGCGGCGGUUUAAAUCGCCGUCGCCGUGGAAGUACCUCGGGCUCGGCGGCAUGUUCCACCGCGGAGAUCGGGACGGGGAGAAGAAGAAGGCGAAGAAGGAGGAGAAGAAGAAGACGAAAACCACGAGUCGGACGGUGGUGACCGUGCCAGGGAAGAAGCCAGGGCGUGGUGGCGGUGGCGGGAACGCGCAGUCGCUGUUCGACGCUCUGGUGAAGCACAAGUUGGGGGCGCGAAAGGGGCCUGCGGCGCCGGCGCGGGCUAGGAUGGUGCGUGGGAGGAGCAUGAGCAGGGUGCAGGUGAAGAAGAUGCACUGGUGGGAGCGGCUGAGGCGACAGCGGCGUGGACGGGGGGAGGUGGCCGGUAGCAGCCGGCCACGGCGUCGGCUAGGACAAGGCAAAGCACUGUAGUUUGAUACUAUUCCAGUAGGCGCAAUUGUGUAUGCAUGCAAGGAAAUGCUCGUGCAGAAUAUGGUUGUACAUUUGUAUUGUGUUCAUUUUUUUACCAGGUUGGGUUGGGAUGUUUACCAACAUGUUGCCAUGUCGUAGGUAAAUCCAUCUUUAUUUGUGUUUUGCGUUUGUCCA